CUUCCCAUUCUCAAAUCGAGUCACUUUCCAAGAGCUCGCUGCUCCUCCCGCGAAGCGAAACAUCGCCACAUCGAUGGCGUUUAUGCUGUCGUUGCUGUGACAACAGGGAAGACUUUGGUCAUCCACAAAGCCACAGAGAAAAAAAAAAAAAUGGCGUACAACCACAAUCAAAUGCCGCAAGAACAGGUCCCCUUCCACCACUACGCGGACCAGAGCCACCACCAGAGCAGAGACAGUAUGCACAAGUUCUUCUCCGCCUCAAUCCUCCGCCCCCAGAACUUCCUCCGCCUCGACUCCGAGUCCAACACCCACAACGACGACGACGCCGCCGCCGCCGCCGCCUUCAACAACGACGACGACGGAGGGGGAGGAGGAGGAGAGGAAGAGAUGGUCGAGGACGACGAUAGCGGCGGUGAUUACGAGAGCGCGAGGCAUAAAGCUGAGAUUUUGAGCCACCCGCUGUACGAGCAGCUGCUGAACGCGCACGUGUCGUGCCUCAAGAUCGCCACGCCUGUCGAUCAGUUGCCGAGGAUCGACGCCCAGUUGACGCAGUCGCAGAGAGUGGUGGCGAAGUAUUCCGUGCUGGGGAAUGGUGGGGUCGUGGACGGGAAGGAGCUCGAUCAGUUCAUGACGCAUUAUGUUCUAUUGCUCUGUUCCUUUAAAGAACAAUUACAACAACAUGUUCGUGUUCAUGCUAUGGAAGCAGUGAUGGCUUGUUGGGAACUGGAGCAAUCACUUCAAAGCUUAACAGGAGUAUCUCCCGGUGAAGGGACAGGGGCUACAAUGUCCGAUGAUGAUGAGGAUCAAGAUGAUAGUGAUGCCAGAUUGUUCGAUGGAAACUUUGAUGGGCACGACAGUACGGGAUUUGGGCCUCUAGUUCCAACUGAAAGCGAGAGAUCCUUAAUGGAACGGGUGAGGCAAGAGCUGAAGCAUGAGCUCAAGCAGGGCUAUAAGGAAAAGAUUGUGGAUAUCCGAGAGGAGAUUCUGCGCAAGAGGAGAGCCGGAAAGCUGCCAGGUGACACCACCUCUCUGUUAAAAGCAUGGUGGCAAUCACACUCCAAGUGGCCCUACCCAACAGAGGAAGACAAAGUAAGGCUAGUACAAGAGACGGGCUUGCAAUUGAAACAGAUUAAUAAUUGGUUUAUAAACCAGAGGAAAAGAAAUUGGCACAGUAACCCAUCAUCUUCCACAGUACCCAAGAGCAAACGCAAGAGAAGCCAUGCAGGUGAUCCGGAUAAAGAGAGACUUAUGUAAUGCAAACGUGAAAAGCUACUUUCCAUCUAUCAGUUCGCAACAGCUCCCCAUGUGAGUCCGUUCGACAGUUAAGGUCACAGCCAAUAGUUACACAGGCAGAGAGAAGACUGCACUUUGAAGAUGAUAUAGCAGAGCUUACGGUGGAUCAACUAUGCACACAUCGACAUACUUAAAACCAUGCUUAUGUAGAGGAAAGUCGAAAACCUCCCUCGGCUUCUUGCCAACCUCUGCCAAAAGGAGAAGUAUAUUGCUGUGAUACUACCUGAAACGCGAUGUGGCAUGAUUGCUUUUAAUUUAUCUUUGCAACAACAUUAGUGCUUAUCUGAAGCUGACUUAAUGAUCAUGUGUCUUCAUGGUGGAGUUCUUACUUUCA
Molecule: messenger RNA, 1627 nt
Organism: Rhodamnia argentea
Lineage: Eukaryota; Viridiplantae; Streptophyta; Magnoliopsida; Myrtales; Myrtaceae
Product: homeobox protein knotted-1-like 3
Exons: 6
Coding region: 151-1254 (367 amino acids)
Biological process (GO): regulation of DNA-templated transcription
Cellular component (GO): nucleus
Molecular function (GO): DNA binding
Source: RefSeq, a predicted model, not a curated record